Messenger RNA from Doryrhamphus excisus (bluestripe pipefish), 881 nucleotides. Its product is annotated as anterior gradient protein 2 homolog. NCBI's taxonomy places the organism in Eukaryota, Metazoa, Chordata, Actinopteri, Syngnathiformes, Syngnathidae. Gene Ontology annotation, cellular component: endoplasmic reticulum. The record is from RefSeq and is a predicted model, not a curated record.
UAUUUAAGGACCCGACAGUUGAGAGAGAAAGAACACAUCCAGGAACAACGAACCACCUCCAUUCUCACAGGAUCAUCCAGGAACAGGAAGCGGAGCAAAGAUGAUGAAAGCAUCGCUGUCACUACUGCUGGUGCUCGUGGCCGGGUCUUGUACGUUAUACAUCCCAAAGUCGGGCAAUAGGAUCCCUCAGACUCUGUCCAGAGGUUGGGGUGACCAGCUGAUCUGGGCUCAGACUUACGAAGAAGGUCUCUACUGGGCUCGGUCAAGAAACAAGCCCUUGAUGGUGAUCUUUCACCUGGAAGACAGUCCACACUGCCUGGCGUUCAAGAAAGUCUUUGCAGAGAACGAUAACAUCCAAAGAAUCUUGGAUGAGGACUUUAUUGUGAUCAACCUGAUGUAUGAAACCACGGACGAACACCUCUCUCCGGAUGGACAUUACGUUCCCAGAAUCAUUUUUGUUGACCCAUCCACGACAGUGAGGAAUGACAUUACUGGUCAAUAUAGCAACCGACUGUAUGCCUACGAACCACAAGACCUCGACCUUUUGAUCAGCAACAUGGAGAAGGCCAAGAAACUCCUCCAGUCGGAGCUGUCAGCCUGAGGACCACACACAGGUUCCUCUGGAGACGCCGUCAGCAUCAGCUAUUGAGCUAUCUUCAUCAGCUAUCUUCCUUUUUAUAUUCUAUGGUAUUUCAAGUUAAUUUGGAUGGAUGAAUGUUUUUGUUUGCCAUGUUUCCCAAAGCACAGAGUCUCUUUAAUGAUAAUUUUUAUUUUUUUUAAAAGGUGUAAUAUUGUGACAAAAAAAAGCAAAUAUUAUAUGUACGUUUUGGAAAACUGGUUUAGUUAUGAAAUGAUGGAAAUAAAGUAUGAUGGCAAUACGA